Monoraphidium neglectum is the source of this 329-nucleotide messenger RNA. RefSeq lists its product as hypothetical. The record is from RefSeq and is a predicted model, not a curated record. The annotation marks the transcript as partial. Lineage: Eukaryota; Viridiplantae; Chlorophyta; Chlorophyceae; Sphaeropleales; Selenastraceae. The transcript has a single exon.
AUGCUGCCUGAUAUUAGGGAUGCAACGAUCACCAACAGAAGCAGCAGCAGCAGUGGCAGCAGCAGCAGCAGCAGCAGCAGUGGCAGCAGCAGCAGCAGCCAGGGGAGCGCGAGCAAUAGGGCCGGCGACAGCAGCCGCAGCGGCGGUGCCGCCGCUGCCGCCGCCGCCGCCCCCUGCGUGAUCCUGGCGCACGGCUACAUGAGCGGCCGCAACAGCGAGCUCCUGGUGCGCCUGGCAACCGCGCUGGCCAGGGAGGGCCUGUCAUCACUGCGGUUUGACUUUUCGGGCAGCGGCGACUCCGAGGGGCGCUUCCGAUACGGCGGCUACCG